Molecule: messenger RNA, 2350 nt
Organism: Camellia sinensis
Lineage: Eukaryota; Viridiplantae; Streptophyta; Magnoliopsida; Ericales; Theaceae
Product: 3-hydroxy-3-methylglutaryl coenzyme A reductase 2-B
Biological process (GO): coenzyme A metabolic process; isoprenoid biosynthetic process; sterol biosynthetic process
Cellular component (GO): peroxisomal membrane; endoplasmic reticulum membrane
Molecular function (GO): hydroxymethylglutaryl-CoA reductase (NADPH) activity; protein binding
Source: RefSeq, a predicted model, not a curated record
GCUUCGCUUUUCCCUCCACUCCACCCUCUCUCCUCUCCUCUCCUCUCCUCACCACCACCACGCCCCAUCAUCAUCAACAAUCCUCAACCAAACAACACCAACAAACCCCUCUCUCUCUCUCUUCCUCGCCAGCCGGAUUCCGGCUAAAAAUGGAUGUUCGCCGGCGAAAUGACAAGCCAUCACCCAAAUCAGCCGGCGAACCUCUGAAACCUCACCAGCGUAACGGCCAAGUAACCUCUCCCAAAGCCUCGGACGCUCUGCCCUUACCUCUCUACAUCACCAAUGGCGUAUUCUUCACCCUCUUUUUCUCCGUGGCCUACUUCCUCCUCCACCGCUGGCGUGAGAAGAUCCGCAACUCCAUGCCCCUCCACAUCGUCACCCUCUCCGAGCUCGCCGCCGUCAUCUCGCUAAUCGCCUCCGUCAUCUACCUCCUCGGCUUCUUCGGCAUCGACUUCGUCCAGUCCCUCCUCACCGGCAAACCCUCCCCCGACUCUUGGGAAGACGACGACCUCGUCAUUCUCCAAGACGACCGUCGCACUACCCCUUGCGCCGCCUCAAUUGACUGCUCCUCUCCUCCUCCGAAGGCGGCGGAGAAGAUUCCGAUUCUGACGACGGUGGACGAUGAAGAAAUUAUAAAAUCGGUAGUGGACGGAAAAACGCCAUCAUACUCACUGGAAUCAAAACUCGGGGACUGUAAGAGGGCGGCGGCGAUACGGAGGGUGGCGUUGGAGAGGGUUACCGGGAAGAGUCUAGAUGGAUUGCCGUUGGAGGGGUUUGACUAUGAGUCGAUAUUGGGACAGUGUUGUGAGAUGCCGGUGGGGUUUGUUCAGAUUCCGGUGGGGAUUGCGGGACCGCUGUUGCUGGACGGGAGGGAGUACUCGGUGCCCAUGGCCACCACGGAGGGGUGUUUGGUUGCGAGCACUAACAGGGGCUGUAAAGCUAUAUACGUGUCAGGCGGAGCCACCAGUGUUUUGUUGAGAGAUGGGAUGACCAGAGCUCCGGUGGUAAGGUUCGGGACGGCGAAGAGGGCAGCGGAGUUGAAGUUUUUCUUGGAAGACCCUAUCAACUUUGACACACUCGCCGUCAUUUUCAACAAAUCGAGCAGAUUUGCAAGGCUACAAGGGAUUAAAUGUGCAGUAGCAGGGAAGAAUCUGUACACGAGGUUUAUGUGUAGCACAGGGGAUGCAAUGGGGAUGAACAUGGUCUCUAAAGGUGUCCAGAAUGUUCUUGAUUUCCUUCAGAAUGAUUUCCCAGACAUGGAUGUCAUUGGCAUCUCUGGAAACUUUUGCUCGGAUAAGAAGCCAGCAGCAGUGAACUGGAUUGAAGGGCGCGGAAAAUCAGUUGUUUGUGAAGCAAUCAUCAAAGAAGAGAUAGUGAAGAAGGUGUUGAAGACCAACGUGGCAGCUCUUGUUGAGCUUAACAUGCUCAAGAACCUUACUGGUUCAGCCAUGGCUGGUGCUCUUGGUGGCUUCAAUGCCCAUGCCAGCAACAUUGUUUCUGCAGUGUACAUAGCCACCGGCCAAGACCCAGCUCAGAAUAUUGAGAGCUCUCACUGCAUCACCAUGAUGGAAGCUGUUAAUGAUGGCAAGGACCUUCACAUCUCUGUCACCAUGCCUUCCAUUGAGGUGGGAACAGUAGGAGGUGGAACCCAACUGGCAUCUCAGUCAGCAUGUCUGAACCUACUUGGAGUGAAGGGUGCAAACAAAGAGUCACCUGGGUCUAAUUCAAGGUUAUUGGCAGCCAUUGUGGCUGGUUCUGUUCUUGCUGGGGAGCUAUCCCUCAUGUCAGCCAUUGCAGCUGGCCAGCUUGUUAAGAGUCACAUGAAGUACAACAGAUCUAGCAAAGAUAUCACCAAGGUUGCUUCCUCCUAAGUGGUCAAGUAAAAUAAAAAUCAAAACUCUACGCAGCUCCAAAAGUGGUCACGAAGUGUAUGAUGUAAAUUAAAAUUUUUACUACAAUGUGAGUCAUACUCAGAAUAAAUCUGGUCUACGCAUUUUAUUUUAUGAUUCACUUUUCAAAUUACUUGUUCAGACUCCCUAGCAGUGGUUGAGGUAAAAACACACCCCACUAUACCUCUGUUACUUGAUGUAAUUAAUCAAAAGUCUCUCAAAAAAUAGGCUCCAAGAAAAAACUAGAAAUAAGUUCCCAAUGGAGGGGGAGAGAGAAAUAAAAUGGAGGGCAUGUAGAGGAAAGACAGGAAGUCAUGAGGGGGGAGAAGACAAUAAAAGAUCAAACAAAUGUUAUUUAUUUUUAAGCAGAGCAUGUGAAGAUGAGUCCGUUUCCAACAUGUGUAAAGUAAAAGCCUGCAAUUGUUUGUGAAAUUGUGCAGCAGAGUAGCUGGUUCUGGUUA